AUGACAACAACAUCAAUUUCAUUAGAAGAUUCUGUAACAAUUUUCGAAAAAGAUUUAAAUUCUGAUGUACUUUUAACUUGGUGUUUCCCAAGUUUAGAUGAAACAUUAAGAAGUGUAAUAUUACAAAGAACAUCAUUAUUACAAGAUAAGAUUUCUUUACAAUUUAGUUUUAGCAAAUUUAAGAAUCAAUGGAUAUAUAUUUAUACAACAGCAGUUGAUCAACAACCAGCAGCACAAGAUGGACAACAACCACCAAGUAUUCCAGACUGUUUAAAAAGAGUUGUAGCAUUUAGUGUAGUUUUAGUUAGAAAUCAUUUUAAUCCAGAAAAGUACGGAUCAUUAGCUCAAAUUAUGUCAAAUGUUUAUAAAAUGACAGGUGAUUGUUCAAAAUUACUAGAGUGUCAAUUACGUGUUUUCAAUAGAGGUCAAUUCGAUGUUGGUGCAAUGGGUAAAUUUGUGGAUAGCAAUUUUGAUGUUCGUAGAAGUUAUUUAUCAACCAAUAUUAAAGAUGUAAUUCAAUUAUUUGGUGAAGAAAUCAUUUUGGUUUGGAGUGCAAUGGCAAUGAAAAAGCGUAUUGCUGUCUAUUCUGAAAAAUUAGCUUCUCUCUUAAAGGUAAUUAGAGCUUUUCCACUCUUUGUUUUCCAUCGUCAAAAUUGGAAUAUCCUUCGUCCAUAUGUUACAAUUAAUGAUGUAGAAUUAAAAGAUUUAACAACUACUGGUGUAUAUGUUGCUGGUUUUACUGAUCCAUCAAUUAAAUCAAGAGAAGAACUUUAUGAUAUUUUAGUUGAUUUAAGUUCAAAAGAGGUUACAAUUGCAUCACAUGCUAAAGAUCAAUUUUUAUUAUCAUCAUUACAUAAGGAUGUUUUGAAAUUUUUAUUAGCAUCAUUAGAAGAUGAAGAAGUUACCGAUCAACAAGUUAUUAAAGGUUUAAAUCAAAAAAUGAAAGAUUUAUUAACAAAAUUAGAAUCACUUAAAGAAGUUAAUGAAGAAACUGGUAAAGCUGCACCAAUAACGAUUGAAUCUUUAGAAGCAAGAAAAUUACCAAGUAGUAUGAGUACUUUCUUAUUUAAUAUUGCUAAUGCUGAAAAUUUAAAUGGUUAA
Dictyostelium purpureum is the source of this 1101-nucleotide messenger RNA. RefSeq lists its product as uncharacterized. Lineage: Eukaryota; Evosea; Eumycetozoa; Dictyosteliales; Dictyosteliaceae. The transcript has 2 exons. Bases 1 to 1101 code for a protein of 366 amino acids. The record is from RefSeq and is a predicted model, not a curated record. Gene Ontology annotation, biological process: protein transport; regulation of early endosome to late endosome transport. Gene Ontology annotation, molecular function: small GTPase binding; guanyl-nucleotide exchange factor activity. Gene Ontology annotation, cellular component: late endosome.